GCCAUUAUGCAUUCAUUAGCANNNNACAGCAAAUGCAUAAACGCUGUUCAGGUGCCACUGGGCAUUCACCAACAAGACAUCAUCACUCAUGACACUCACAACUUUGUGCACUUUUAUGAUGCAACCGUUCAUCUACGCCAUCACUACCACCCAAAAACUUUGCCUUCGCUAAUCAACUGUGCUGAGGAAUGCGUCAAAAAGAAAGCUAAGUGCAAUGCGUUCGAAUACGAUCAAGAUCAACAACGAUGUCGGAUGUAUCGCGUCAUCGAAUACGGUGGCCCUGUCGUGCCAGAUGUCUACGUCAAAAACGUUAAACAAAUCCCACUUCCUAACGUUUGUUUCACUGAGGCAUUUGCCAAAGAGAUUAUUGAGGCAUUGGGUAGAGAGCAUUCUUCAACUGCAUCUCAAUUGCCACAGAAUAUUAUUGUUCCUUAA
Molecule: messenger RNA, 435 nt
Organism: Anisakis simplex (herring worm)
Lineage: Eukaryota; Metazoa; Nematoda; Chromadorea; Rhabditida; Anisakidae
Source: the annotation of a GenBank genome assembly